ACCCCGACCUCCACAUACAUCCCCCCGACCCCCUCCAGCAGUGAAGUCUAAGGGCACCGCGGAAUAAUUUAAAUUUUCGAGGGGAAGCACAGCGCCGUCUGUCGGACAUCACGCCAAUUACUCUUGUUAAGUUCGGACCUGACGGUUACUUUAUACUUUGAACUGCUAGCUACUCCUUUUGGCCUAAGGACACAGUGAAAAAUGUACCGAGACCUUAGAGAGCCACGAACCAAGAAACUUCAGAAACCUCUGAUAUCUGAUCAAGAGUUAAGAGACGUCAGAAUCAUCACAACUGACAAAAGAAUGUUUUCUCUCUUCAAGAUUCUCUUUUGAAAGACAUCUAAAAAGAUCAGGAAAAGAAGACCUACGCCAGCAUCACUUGUGAUUCUCAAUGAGCAUAACCCCCCAGCAGCUACAUUCUCUUGAGUGCCAAAUAUGUGCCAUUUGGAUGAGGAAAGUGUGUAUCAGAGAGGUGAAGUGAUUUUUGUGGCUAUUCCACUAAGACAGAUUCCAGAGACAAACGCAGAAAUAGAUGACAAGAAGGUACCCAACACACAAGAGGAAUUACAGAAUGCAUCCCCUAAGCAAAGGAAGCAGAGUGUGUACACACCACCCACCAUAAAAGGGAUUAAGCAUCUGAAAGGCCAGAAUGAAUCAGCAUUCCCUGAAGAAGAAGAAGGCACCAAUGAAAGAGAGGAGCAGCGGGACCAUUAAUUACUGGACUGCGGCAAGAAGGCUUCUUGGAAAUAACGAACUAUUAACUUUUCUGAGUAUACCAUGGAAUUCAACUGCUUGACUUCUGGAAGCAUCUUCCAUCUCUGCACCCCACACUCAUACAGUAGCUAUGCACAUCCUGGAAGUCUCCUUGACUGAACUUUAGAACUAAGUACACAUUGUUCCACAUCACUUACAAUUAAAGAAUAAGCAUUUAUUUUACAGUGAUUCUUCUUUUUAACUAUGUAAAAAUUUGCAGACUUGUGACUAUUCUAACUUUAAUACUGCCAGAGCUUAAUCCUUGAUGUCCUACUGAUAAGGUUUGCAUUCUAACAACACAUGUAAAUAACAUCACUUUAAGAGUAAAAAAUAAAUAUUAAACACAUUUAGACAUGAGUGUGUGUGUGUGUGUGUGUGUGUGUAUGUGUUUGUUUGUAUCCUUUGCCCACUUUUUGAUGGGGUUGUUUGUUUUUUUCUUGUAAAUUUGUUUAAGUUCCUUGUAGAUUCUGGAUAUUAGCUCUUUAUCAAAUGGAUACAUUGCAAAAAUUUUCUCCCAUUCUGUAGGUUGCCUAUUCACUCUGAUGGUAGUAUCUUUUGCCAUGCAGAAGCUCUUUAGUUUAAUUAGAUUCCAUUUGUCAAUUUUGGCUUUUGUUGUCGUUGCUUUUGGUGUUUUACUCAUGAAAACUUUGCCCAUCCCUAUGUCCUGAAUGGUAUUGCCUAGGUUUUCUUCUAGGGUUUUUAUGGUUUUAGGUUGUACAUUUAAAUCUUUUAUCCAUCGUGAGUUAAUUUUUGUAUAAGGUGUAAGGAAGGGGUCCAGUUUCAGUUUUCUGCAUAUGGCUAGCCAGUUUUCCCCAACACCAUUUAUUAAAUAGGGAAUCCUUUCCACAUUGCUUGUUUUUGUCAGGAUUGUCAAAGAUCAGAUAGUUGUAGAUGUGUGGCAUUAUUUCUGAGGCCUCUGUUCUGUUCUGUUGGUGUAUAUAUGUGUUUUGGUACCAGUACCGUGCUGUUUUUGUUACUGUGGCUUUGUAGUAUAGUUUGAAGUCAGGUAGUGUGAUGCCUCCAGCUUUGUUCUUUUUGCUUAGGAUUGUCUUGGCUAUACAGCCUCUUUUUUUGGUUCCAUAUCAAGUUUAAAGUAGUUUUUUUUUUCUAAUUCUGUGAAGAAAGUCAAUGGGAACUUGAUGGGAAUAGCACUAAAUCUAUAAAUUACUUUGGGCAGUAUGGCCAUUUUCGUGAUAUUGACUCUUCCUAUUCAUGAGGAUGGAAUGUUUUUCCAUUUGUUUAUGUCCUCUCUUAUUUCCUUCAGCAGUGGUUUGCAGUUCUCCUUAGAGAGGUCCUUCACAUCCCUUGUAAGUUGCAUUCCUAGGUAUUUUAUUAUCUUUGUAGCAAUUGUGAAUGGGUGUUCACUCAUGAUUUUGCUCUCUGUUUGUCUAUUAUUGGUGUAUAGGAAUGCUUGUGAUUUUUGCAAAUUGAUUUUGUAUCCUGAGACUUCACUGAAGUUGCUUAUCAGCUGAAGGAGUUUUUGGACUGAGAUGAUGGGAUUUUCUAAAUAUAUAAUUCUGUCAUCUGCAAACAGAAAUAAUUUGACUUCCCUUUUUCCUAUUUUAAUACCCUUUAUCUUUCUCUUGCCUGAUUGCCCUGGCCAGAUCUUCCAAUACUAUGUUGAAUAGGAGUGGUGAGAGAGGGCAUCCUUGUCUUGCACAAGACAAGGUUUUCAAAGGGAAUGGUAGAAUUUUGCCCAUUCAGUAUGAUAUUGGCUGUGGAUUUCUCAUAAAUAGCUCUUAUUAUUUUGAGAUAAGUUCCAUCAAUACAUAGUUUAUUGAGUGUUUUUAGCAUGAAGGAGUGUUGAAUUUUAUCAAAGGCUUUUUCUGCAUCUAUUGAGAUAAUCAUGUUGUUUUUGUCAUUGGUUCUGUUUAUAUGAUGGAUGAUGUUUAUUGAUUUGUGUAUGUUGAACCAGCCUUGCAUCCUAGGGAUGAAGCCACCUUGAUCAUAGUAGAUAAGCUUUUUGCUGUGCUGCUGGAUUUGGUUUGGCAGUAUUUUAUUGAGGGUUUUCACAUCAAUGUUCAUCAGGUAUAUUGACCUGAAAUUUUCUUUUUUUGUUGUGUCUCUGCCAGGUUUCGGUAUCAUGAUGAUACUAGCCUCAUAAAAUGAGUUAGGGAGGAGUCCCUCUUUUUCUACGUUUGGAAUAGUUUUAGAAGGAAAGGUACCAGCUCCUCUUUGUACCUCUGGUAGAAUUUGGCUGUGAAUCCAACUGGUCCUGGGCUUUUUGGUUGGUAGGCUAUUAAUUACUACCUCAAUUUCAGAACUUGUAUUGGUCCAAUCAGGUAUUUUAUUUCUUCCUAGUUUAGUCUUGGGAGAGUGUAUAUGUCCUGGAAUUUAUCCAUUUCUUCUAGAUUUUCUAGUUUAUUUGUAUAGAGGUGUUUAUAGUAUUCUCUGAUGGUAGUUUAUAUUUCUGUGGGAUCAGUGGUGAUAUCCCCUUCAUAAUAUUUUAUUGUGUCUGUAUGAUUCUUCUCUCUUUUCUUCCUUAUUAGUCUGGCUAGCAGUCUAUCUAUUUUGUUAAUCUUUUCAAAGAAACAGCUUCUGGAUUCAUUGAUGUUUUGAAGGGGUUUUCGUGUCUCUAUCUCCUUCACUUCUGCUCUGCUAUUAGUUAUUUCUUGUCUUCUGCAAGCUUUUGAAUUUGUUUGUUCUUGCUUCUCUACUUCUUUUAAUUGUGAUGUUAGGGUGUCAAUUUUAGAUCUUUCCCACUUUCUAAUGUGGGCAUUUAGGGAAGCACUGGUUUUAAAUAUUGUCAUAGCAAACAACUUAAGUGUAAGUAUUACAGAGUUCAUUUAAUUGUGCUAUAGAUUUAUGCAUUCAUAAAUAAACCAUGUAUAUUGUAUUGUUUUAAAA
Molecule: messenger RNA, 3600 nt
Organism: Symphalangus syndactylus (siamang)
Lineage: Eukaryota; Metazoa; Chordata; Mammalia; Primates; Hylobatidae
Gene: PPP1R1C
Product: protein phosphatase 1 regulatory inhibitor subunit 1C
Biological process (GO): intracellular signal transduction
Cellular component (GO): cytoplasm
Molecular function (GO): protein phosphatase inhibitor activity
Source: RefSeq, a predicted model, not a curated record